Molecule: messenger RNA, 873 nt
Organism: Ilyonectria robusta
Lineage: Eukaryota; Fungi; Ascomycota; Sordariomycetes; Hypocreales; Nectriaceae
Exons: 2
Coding region: 1-873 (290 amino acids)
Source: RefSeq, a predicted model, not a curated record
AUGAAUGUGAAGGAACUAUGCGAACAACUUGAAAAGGCUCAAGAAGUAAUAAUGGUGUCACAAUCACGCCAACUCGAGCCAAGUCCUCUAGGCUAUAAGGCAAUGCUGGAAUUGCUCGGUCAAUCAUCUGUUGCAGCUUUUGCAGCUUUGCCAGAAGAGGUCCGCUUCAAAAGGUGGAAGGAGCUCUUCGGAGACUGUGACGGAUCGUUUUUGGAUGAUUUUUAUCUAUACGAAGUCCCCCAUUUCCAGUUUUUCCAUUCUUUCAAAGUACUCGAUCGGCACAUUGGACAUGGCACAAUGGAAAGGCGGUUGAUUCAAGAAGCUCGGCGUUUCUUCUACCAAAGGACAGAAUUUGUCUUUUCAGCAGAUUGGAUCGGAAAGUUUCUAGCUGAUCAACUUGGACAAUGGAACGAUGCCGUCCCGGUUGAAGAGGUCGUUCGGAGUGUCAUCAUUCGAGUUGAUCGGCGGCGAAUGGACGGCUCGAAAAUAGCCCAAUACCUGCGCCGUUCGCUUGAAUUCACCAACAUCGAUUGCUUGAAGGUGGAGAUUUGGGCGAAAGGAGCUCUGGAUGGCACCGAUUAUGAAACACAGGAUACCAUUCGGAAAAUGGCUGGAGCUGUUCAAGAAUUGAUCGAUAAAUUUGGGGAUCGCUUUAGCAUUUGGAAAAUGCGGCUGGAGGAGGAGCGAAUGAAUUGUGGAAGCGAUGAUUACAUUGGCGAACCGCACAAUAUUACAGCUUGGUGGGAUGGGCCGCCAUUUGAAUCCUGGAGAAGGUUGGAACAGGGCACGGCUUCGUUCCAGGAGCUCAUGCAAGAUCAGAUCGAAAGUUGGAAAGACCGACACGGCUCCGAUGAUGAUGAAUACUGGGACUAG